UCCUCUCUCAAGAGCCUCAGACAAGGGCUGCACCAGAGCUUGCUCAAGCCAGCCUCAGCUGUUAAUCUUGUGCCAGAAUCACUGGUGCAUCAAAAGCCCUGAUCAUUAUCAGCUCAAUGCUGUCAAUUUUGCUGGUAUUCUGCUGGCUCUACUCCACUGGAGUUCAGUGGACAGGUGUUCUAGCUCAGCCUGCUCAGCAUGCCGAACGGCAAGUGGGCCAUAUCUCGCCACCUAUACCUCGAGCUCCGGAUCCUAGUCCGAUGAUAGGUGUCAUUUUAACUUCCUCGCUUGCUACAACCUCCUCUACCUCGUCCUCAUCCACCUCUUCGCAUGUCAUGACGUCAACGGCCGGCAUAGCAUCCCCUUCAUCAACCCCAACCCUGUUCUCCAUAAAUGCCGUCAAGAAUAUGACGACAUGCGCCCCAGGUGUCAUCACCUGGACCUAUAACGGUUCAUCAGCCAAUAUCUUGCUCUUUAUCUCGAAUAUCAAUGUUGCCGAUCCCUAUACACAGGGUGGUCGCACCCGCCGCCAAAAUACCGCUGGGCAGAGCGUCUCCUUGGUUUUAGCAAACAUUAGUGCCACCUUAAACUCCUGGACAUGGUCUCAAGUGACUCAGCCACAGGGCUGGUAUACAAUACAGGGCUCUGUAGCUUCGCUCGGUGCCUCUUCUGAUCCGUUCUUUAUUAGCAACGGAACCGACACAGCUUGCUUGCUCUCGUCCUCGUCCACAUCGCCAGAACCCACUAGCACAGCAUCACCGACCCCAGUGGAAGCUUACUCAACGACGCCCAGUACUGGCGAAAUCGUGGGGAUCGUGGUCGGUAGUCUAGCAGGGCUGGUGAUUCCUGCCUUGGCUAUCGCAUAUUACCUUCGCCGCCGACGUCGCCCUGCAAUUCGUAGCCGCAAGCCGAAGGUGCAGAACGUGGGAAGGUGGAGUUCGUUGAAAUCCAAUGACUCAGCUGCCAGGUCACUAGCAGAAGGCAAUGCUGGCUUUACCCACUCCCACGGUCAUUCGGAGUCGACGGGCGAAAUACUCACUGUCGCAGACAGUGGCAAAGCCUCAGAGACCACAACGCCGCUUGGUUCAGACGAAUAUCAUGGGGAGGAGAAAGUAGUACACCCUCAAUCACCCACGGGAAUGAUCCCUUUGGACGAUAUUGACACCCCCUUGUCGCGUCAUGAUCGCCGCAUAUCUGCUUAUUCCAUUCAAGAUCCAUCAUUCCGUGGUGACGCUGGUCGCACCCGUGCCACCUCCUCACGCCAUUCCAAACAAGGCCUCGAGCUGCAAGCAGCUAGAAUACGCUCAUCCAUGGAAAGCUCCAUGUACCUGCGUACCGAGCGCUUUUCAUUGCCAGCCAUAGCUGCCCCCACUCCGCAUACACCCACAUCUCCUAGUCGAGGACGAGACGAGUAUCCACCUUCCCCUAUAGCUGCCUCGCUCAGGCGCUCGCCUUCAGCAGGUGCUGCGUCUGCUCGCCGCAGUUCUCGCAAACCUGUGCCGCACUAUGAUGCCUCAGAGUUUCGCGACGACUUACGUGGUGCCGCAGAUAACCAGUCAACAAUUACCGUUGGUGAAUCGUCCCAUUCACACGGCACAGAAUCGCUGCCUCCCCUACAUGGCGUGUCAGGGCUGUCUCAUAACCGCAUGCAUUAUCUAAUCCCUGACAUGCCCCCGCCAAGGAACGAGUAGGCUGUGCCUCUCACUGGCAUGCAUGCAUCAAUCUUUCAUGUUCCAUGUAUAUUGAAUUUACAUAUGCUCGGCGGACACACGCAUUGCCUAUCUAUCACAUGUUGCGCAGGAUAU
This is a messenger RNA of Suillus clintonianus, 1805 nucleotides long. RefSeq lists its product as uncharacterized. The coding region runs from base 117 to 1691 and encodes 524 amino acids. The record is from RefSeq and is a predicted model, not a curated record. The transcript has 2 exons. NCBI's taxonomy places the organism in Eukaryota, Fungi, Basidiomycota, Agaricomycetes, Boletales, Suillaceae.